Messenger RNA from Tachyglossus aculeatus (Australian echidna), 5318 nucleotides. RefSeq names its product speckle type BTB/POZ protein like (gene SPOPL). Gene Ontology annotation, molecular function: ubiquitin protein ligase binding. The transcript has 11 exons. The record is from RefSeq and is a predicted model, not a curated record. Gene Ontology annotation, biological process: regulation of proteolysis; proteasome-mediated ubiquitin-dependent protein catabolic process. Bases 132 to 1310 code for a protein of 392 amino acids. Gene Ontology annotation, cellular component: nucleus; cytoplasm. NCBI's taxonomy places the organism in Eukaryota, Metazoa, Chordata, Mammalia, Monotremata, Tachyglossidae.
CAGUCCAUAGGCUUGCCAUUUCUGCUCCUUCUUUGGAUCACCAGUCGAGCUGGAGAACUUCGGGCUGCCCUAGGGGAAGUGCUGGCAUGUGAAUUGCCAUCCCGAUCCUGCCCGUCUGCCUCCAGGGGGCCAUGUCCAGGGUGCCGACUCCUGCCCCUCCCGGAGAAAUGUCCAGCGGCCCUGUGGCAGAAAGCUGGUGCUACACCCAGGUGAAGGUCGUGAAGUUUUCGUACAUGUGGACCAUUAACAACUUCAGCUUCUGCCGUGAAGAGAUGGGUGAAGUUUUGAAAAGCUCCACAUUCUCGUCGGGUCCAAGCGACAAGAUGAAAUGGUGCCUGAGAGUAAACCCCAAGGGCCUGGAUGAUGAAAGUAAAGACUACCUGUCAUUGUAUUUGCUUUUAGUCAGCUGCCCCAAAAGCGAAGUCCGAGCAAAAUUCAAGUUUUCCCUUCUUAAUGCUAAAAGGGAAGAAACGAAAGCAAUGGAGAGCCAAAGAGCAUAUCGGUUUGUGCAGGGCAAGGACUGGGGCUUUAAAAAAUUCAUCAGAAGAGAUUUUUUGCUCGAUGAAGCCAAUGGCCUUUUACCGGAUGACAAGCUGACACUGUUCUGCGAGGUGAGCGUGGUCCAAGACUCGGUGAAUAUUUCCGGACAGUCCAACACAAACACACUGAAGGUGCCUGAGUGUCGUCUAGCGGAGGACUUAGGGGCUCUCUGGGAAACCACCAGAUUUACUGAUUGCAGUUUUUUUGUCCGAGGACGAGAAUUCAAAGCCCAUAAAUCUGUCCUUGCAGCUCGCUCCCCGGUUUUUAAUGCAAUGUUUGAACAAGAGAUGGAAGAGAGCAAGAAGAAUCAAAUGGAAAUAAAUGAUGUGGACCCUGAGGUGUUUAAAGAGAUGAUGAGUUUUAUUUAUGCUGGCAAAGCACCCAACCUGGAGAAAAUGGCCGGUGACCUGCUGGCAGCUGCAGACAAGUACGCCCUGGGACGGCUGAAGGUCAUGUGUGAAGAAGCUCUGUGUUGUAACCUCUCGGUGGAAAACGUCGCCGACAUCCUCAUCCUCGCUGAUUUGCACAGUGCGGAGCAGUUGAAAGCACAAGCAAUAGAUUUCAUUAACAGGUGCAGCGUCCUGCGGCAGCUGGGCUGUAAAGAUGGGAAAGGCUGGAGCAGCAGCCAAGCCACAGACAUAAUGGAGACGGCAGGCUGGAAGUCCAUGAUUCAGUCCCAUCCGCACCUGGUGGCCGAGGCCUUCCGUGCCCUGGCAUCGGCCCAGUGUCCCCAGUUCGGCCUGCCCCGCAAGCGGCUAAAGCAGUCCUGAAAUCUUCCGUGGACUCUUGCGCCAACCAAGUGACUUUUCCCCCCAGCUCCGGAGGGUCUGUCGCCCCGACGGGAGCCCCAGGAACCCCGACCGGGCCCGGCCCCUGAGCGGAAGCCGACGGGCCGCCCACGGCAGGUGUUCCCCAGAUGGGGCACCUCUUUCAGCUUUAAAUGAGACUGAGUACUCUCCGAAUCACUGCAAGGCCUUAAAUGAUGUCCGAUGACUUCUCCAGUUUGUUCAGGCUAAUGUAUUUUUGCUAAUGACGAGGCCCCAUGGGGCUUGCACUAGGUCCAGGACGCAGUAAAGUUGAGAACUGAAGUGGAUUAAGUUUCCAAAGGGAUCUUCCAUUAUUUUGAGCUAAUGAAGUGGGUUGCCUGGGGCCUUGGGGCCCUUGAAGGUUUAAAGCAGGCUCUCCCCAGUCCCCAGUCACCCACCCACGACCCCCUGGAACCCCUGAGCUGGAAGCGAGCCAGUAUGGGCUCCAGCCUGAGCACCGUAAGCUCUGUCAGUCGGGGAGACACUUACCAGCAAGGUAAGUUCAUUAUGGCAAUAUGUUGCUUAGUGGAUAAUUUAUUUUUGGGGGUAACAGUCAGGAGUGCAGGGCCCUGGGGGGCGGGGUGGAGUAUUUGAUACCAGGUGGGCCAAGCAGUAAUGCCUGCUGCCCUGCCUGACACACUUGGGAAACACCCAGUGGACCUCAGGUCAGGGUUUCUUUCCAACUCAAACCCCCUGGAUACCGUUUCGAUAAGAUGGAUGGAGACUAAGGUUUUGGCAAAAGAAAGAACCCGCCAUGCUCUCUGGAACAUUGUAUUUAUUUCGUGCUUCCCGCAGUUGGGUGAGAGGCAAGCCACCAGAUGUCGGUAGGGCAGGCGGGUGGCUAGGCUCGGAGAGACCAAGCGGGCACUUCAGGAGAAUUGAGGUGAUCCAGCUGGGUGCGUCUUCACCUGGGAGACUCUUAAGAGGAGUUUUAAGCUGCUUGGAGCCAUUUGGGUUGCUUGAAUUCCCGGCCAAGAAAGCCAGUGUUGGGGGUUCCUCAUGAUGGGUUGCGCGUAUCCUGUGGUCAGAGUUGGAGGUGCUGGUCUCCCCCCCGCUCGGGUGGAGACAGCCGCCAGCCCUUCUCCUCACGACGUGCAUAUGCGGGCGUCAGCCCUGGCUUGUCCCUGAGCAGGCUGAUCCCAGGCGCCCGCAAGCCUCACUCCAACUACCAAAACUUUCCGUGUCCGGUAGCUUUGUUUACAGUGAGCUUGGACAGCCACCCAGGCGGCCUGCUGCUUCCCGGGCCUCUUGGCCCCGUGGGCCGCUCCGGGUGUGUCAUGAGAGUAGACAAGAUUCAGGCUUCAUCAUAAGGGGAGGAGUUCUCACUGGAAAAAAAUAUAUAUAUACUUAAAUAAAUAUAUAUAUAUAUAUAUUUUACGUAUAUAAUUUUAUUCUUCAAAUAACGGUUGUGGUGUGCCUGAAAGACUUAGUGGAAAAGGGUGGUUGAAAUAGUUUGUUUUCCCUGCUGUAUCAUGACUUAUUUGGGAGUUAUAAGUCAUACUCUAAGGUAUUAGGGAGAGAGGGUUUGCAAUUGGCAUUCCACAUCCCCAAAUCUGCCCUUGCAUUGCUCAGUCCUGGUGGGAGAGGGGUCCAGAUGAUUCCCUUUGCAGUGGGAAAGCCUCCCCGGUGGGCCGUGGAAGUCUCUGCGGUGGCAACUGAAUCCGGGGGUGAGGGCUGCGGACGGGCUGCAGGCCCUGUCCACAAAGGGCUCCGCUGUCUGCCAGUGGGAACCGAGUCGGGCAGAGCCUGCCCAAUCCCCUCACCCUGCGGCGGGCAGAGUGGGACAGAGUCUGUCACCCCCACUUGCAGGCCAGACCUGAUGGGAUUGUAAGGGCACUGACCUCUGAUCCAAAUUCCCUUUUUGAGGAGUUGAUUUUUCCUGUCGUUUAAAGUCUGGCCAGGGAGCCCAGGGAGAAAGGAAAGAUCUGCCUCACCAAACUAGGGGCGCUCGGUGCCGUGUGCACACGCGUAUACACAUAUGUAUAUGUAUGACAGACUCAUCCCAGAUAAUUCACUGCUACCAUGUAUGGUUCUAAUACACAGAGACUUCAGCAAUAUUUAAUACUGUGGAAUAAUCAUUUCAGCGUGUUCUAAAGUAUUUAUUACCAGUCUAAUGGCAAGCCUGAGGGUUUUGUUAGCAAGGUUUUUUUUAAAGCUCAAGAGCACAUUUUGUACCAAAAAUGUCCAACACUGUGCUGUAAGAAUAUCUACAUGGGUAGAAAUUUCCACUUUUCGGAUGAUACAAGGCAUACCUUACAAUACACUGACGGGAGAUCGGAGGACCGUUGGUUGGCUUAUUUGCUUGUUAUUUAUUAAGUGUAUUUUUUCAGUUUUGUUCGUUCUUAGGAAAAAAAAAUAAAAACAAUUGCUGUAUUUUCGAGUGCACUAACCCUUAGCUAUUUGAAUUGCAUCUUAACCCCGAGCAGUGUUGUUUCUCUCCCCGACGGCACCAAGGCUGCCCGGAGCCUUACUUGGCCACCUGCUGCUUUUGCCUCCUCAUGGCCACUUUGAGCCUGACCCUCCCUCUGGUCCCACCUGGCCAUAGGUCAGUUGCUCCGAACUUCCAGCUCCCCAGGGCCGCCGGCUACUGAGCCAGAGAGAGCGAGCAGGUGUGGUGUGCAUGCAUGCAUACAUACACGUGUGGGUGUGUGUGCACGCAUGUGCAGUGUUCCUGGAAGCAAAACAAAACCUUGUCAGUGUUUGGAGCAAAAGUGUGUCAGUGCCACACAAUCUUCUGGCUUGCCAACCUCUUCCCCCACCCCUGCUCCCUCAAAAUAAGCAUAGCCGCGUGUUUGUGUGUGUGUGUGUCUUUGUGUGUGUCUGGGUGGGGUGGAACAGAUUGACCCUUCCAGAAAGAAGGCUUGAUUCCAUGGGAGCGCAGGUCCGUCAACCGUGUCCUGAACGCGCCGGGGUUUGAGCAGGGCCCAGGUGACCCCCUGAUUACUUUGCUACAGGUGAUCGAUUGGCGGUGGCAACUCAUCAGGGUGCAGGACCAGGGCCUGUUGGUGACGCGGCCUCUCCAGGGGCCCUCUCGCACGCCUUUGGGCCCGACUUAAAUUAGAAAUAUGUGAUGGAAAUUGGGAUCGCCAAUUUAACCCAGUCCGCUUCUAUCCUCACUCAAGCCAUAAGUCACAAGUAACAUCUUUUUACGUGUGUAAACGUUAGACACUAAACAGUCCCUAAGACUUAAGAUGAGCUUUAUCCGGGGUUUCAGUGCUGUGGAUAACGCAAACACCCUCAAAUUUUUUUCCCACGUGGCAUCCAAACGCAGAAAGAGGGAAUUGAUUCUGGCUCAGACGAUUUGAAUGAAAUUUGAGUUCUCCUGGUGUAGUGAAAUGUUUCCAAGAAUAAAAAGUGUUCAGUAUUUUCUUGAAAAGGGUUUUUUUUUUUUAAUUGAAACUGAUCAGGUUGUAAAAGUUGUCAUUUUAGCCCAGAAAACAAGCUGGCAGAGGGAGCAUUUAAUCAAAAUGGAAUAUUCUCAACUUCAAAACCAUGUGUCAAUUUUAAUAUCUAAUGUUUGCCUGUGGCGUCUAACAUCAUGGAAUUACAUAAUUUAUAGCUCCGUGCUAAUUAGUGACACUAUUCCAGUUUAACUAGCCUCGCACACUGUUUUCUCCUCACAGCAAAUGGACUAUAUUUGGAAAGGAAUAUAUCGUAUUUCUAUUUUUCUGAUGUCCGGUUUCCAUCUGCACUGUAAGGCAGUUUAACUUUGCAUUCAGUAUUUCAGAAUGAAGGCUUCACUUCAAUGAGUUGUGUUUUGGAAAUUAAACCAUUGUUCAGAUGACUUAAAGAUCACUUUUGGGCAGAAAUGAUGUAGCCAUCUCAGUCUGUAAAGCCCUUGCAUUGAGCCGUCUGGCUUUUUUCAAUCAGCUGAUGUUAAAGGUGAGAGACUUUUUGUAUCUUGUUGCUGAAAAUAUUUUUGCGUUUCAGCACCCCAAGUUACAAUAAAGUUGUUACUACUUGUUCACAGUU